Molecule: messenger RNA, 1603 nt
Organism: Gadus chalcogrammus (walleye pollock)
Lineage: Eukaryota; Metazoa; Chordata; Actinopteri; Gadiformes; Gadidae
Product: translocon-associated protein subunit alpha-like
Exons: 9
Coding region: 76-936 (286 amino acids)
Cellular component (GO): endoplasmic reticulum; endoplasmic reticulum membrane
Source: RefSeq, a predicted model, not a curated record
CCUCCCCUUUCUGAAGUGCCCUCUCUUUCCCUGACUGUUGGUGUGGAAGAAUCUCCCAACAUUAAAGUACACAAAAUGUUCAACUUCGGAUCCAAAAUCGUGCUCCUUUUGCUCCUGGCCUUCCCAUGUGGAUUAAUAUCCAUCGGCCAGGUUUCUGCUGAGUCGGAGUCUGCUGAGGACAUUGGACAUGAUGCCACAGUUGACGAGGAGGAUGAGGAAGAGGAGGAAGAGGUCCUUGUUGAGGAAGACCAAAUAAUACACCAGGAACAGGACAGUGAUGCAGAGGAAGACUCUGAAUCUGCUGAUGUUACUUCCCAUCCUGACGCUGACACAACCAUCGUCUUUGUGACUGGAGAGGAGUUCCCAUCCGAUGAAAUCGUGAAGUUCCUGGUAGGAUUCACGAACAAGGGCAACCAGGAGUUCACGGUCCAGUCCCUGGAGGCUUCCUUCCGCUACCCCCAAGACUUCCAGUUCUACAUCCAGAACUUCACAGCGCUACAGCUGAACACUGUGGUGCCAGCCCAGAAACAGGCCUCCUUUGAAUAUUCCUUCAUCCCAGCUCAACCCAUGGCCGGCCGGCCUUUUGGCCUUGUUAUUCUCCUCAACUACAUGGACACAGAAGGCAAAGCCUUCCAGACCGCCAUCUAUAACCAGACGGUCACCAUCACAGAGCUAGAGGAGGGGCUGGAUGGAGAAACAAUGUUCAUGUACAUCUUCCUGACUGGACUGGUGGCUCUCAUGCUGUUCGGCAUGUACCAGGUUCUGGACUCUAGGACGAAGAGGAGAAUUACGAUGAAGAUAGAGAAGGGCACUGGCAACAUGAACGACGUGGACAUCAGCUGGAUCCCGAAGGAAACCCUCGAUGCCAUGAACAGAGCAUCCCCGAAGACAUCGCCACGGAAACGAACCAAGAGAGCAGCUGGGACCGAUCAAUAGUUUCCCGCUGUCAUUCCCUGCCAUGAGCGACUUCCAACGCCAAUUUCUUCAUCAGCCACAGUAACUGACUCUGAAUAACCACUGCUCUGCAGCCCUGGAGUGCACAGCUUCCCGUCCCAGCAGUAUGCCUGACCAACCCCUUACAUCUGUCCUAAUGCUGCCUUCACCUGCCAGGGGUUUGGGCCUUAAAGAGCAUCACCAGGACCUUCACCAUCAUGUAUUGAAAAAAUAUGUGAACAAUAGUCUGUACUGCAUCAAUUUGAAAAAUAGCACACACCAGAUGUACGUGCAUUAAGUGUGCGUUAGAGACAUCUCUUUUCUAUAUGUAAAAAAAGCUCGAAAAUAAUUCAAGCUGCUUUCCAAGUAUUUACUGUAUGUGAUGGGUUUGAUAUUGGUAUUGGAUUUGUGUAUUGGUUGUCGGUUUUCCAUCAUUCCUGUUUAACCUUGAAUGGUUUGGAUGCAGUUUAAUUUUAUUUCCAUCAGUUCAACUCAUUUCUUCUAGGUACAACAAAUAAGAGCAAAGCCUUAUCAGGAAACAGAUUUUUGUUUUUGUGUGCCUAUUUCUCAUGAGGCUUUGAAAAGUAUUAAGUAUUUUAAGCUUUUGUUAAAAAAUGUGUGCCAUGUUGUCAAGCUGCAUCACAGGACAAAUAAAGGGCUGAACAAAAUC